GCGGGACUUGAGCGAUCAGCUGCAGAAUGAACUAGAAAAGCGAUCGGCUUCGGAGAUGCUAUAACUGUUCCUGAAACGGAAAGGAUUUGGAGGCUGUUUACCACCAAACGCGAUCUUAUAAAGAGGGAUGUGCCGCUCGUGGCCGCUCGUGUCCGUGCUGGUGCUGUGCUCGCUCCUGUCUGUGGGGACGGUGAGGACGGCACCCUGUCAGACCUGCCGCACACUCACCGACCGCUUCAUCAAGGGUUUGGAGCGGACAGCCAAUAAGAACUUCGGAGGAGGGAACACAGCUUGGGAAGAGGAGAAGCUGGCCAAAUAUGCGCGCAGUGAAACGCGUCUGCUAGAGAUCGUAGAGGCUGUAUGUGAUAAGUCUGACUUUGACUGCAACAGGCUGCUGGAGCAGAUAGAGGACCAGGUGGAGACGUGGUGGUUUCACAGACAGCAGGAGGCUCCAGACCUGUUCGACUGGCUGUGCAUUGAGGAGCUCAGACUGUGCUGCCCACCUGGACACUACGGGCCUGAAUGUGCAGAGUGUCCGUCUGGUGCUGGAGGAGUGUGUGGAGGUCUGGGCCGCUGUGAGGGUGAAGGCACACGUCUGGGAGAUGGAGACUGUGUUUGUGACCCGGGAUACUCGGGCGUCCUGUGUCAGGACUGUGCUGACGGAUACUACAGAGAGAAGAGCUCCAACCACACACAGCCACCCUGCUCAGCUUGCCAUCAUUCCUGUAAAAAGUGCACAGGUCCACAGGACAACAGGUGUCUGGACUGUAAGCCUGGAUGGAUCCUUCACAGCAGCAAGUGUGUUGAUGUGGAUGAAUGCGGCACUGAAUUAGCACGUUGUCCAUCCAACACGUACUGCUUCAACACAGAUGGCUCUUAUGAGUGCAGAGGCUGUGAUCAGGCGUGUGUGGGCUGUAUGGGAAGUGGACCUGCUCGCUGUAAGAAGUGUGCUCGAGGUUUCAGACUCACCGGAGCAAAGUGUCUGGACAUCGAUGAGUGUUCAGAGAGAGCCAUCGCCUGUCCUGGACUCAAUGAAGCUUGUAUAAAUGAGGAGGGCUCAUUCCGCUGCGAGUGUGCAGAGGGAUUCAUUCGACGGGACAGCAUCUGUGUGGAGAAUCUGCCACCGACGGGGCCAGAGAAGGGCUUGUUUGAUGACAUGACGGAUGACGAGGUGCUCGUGCUCCAGCAGAUGUUCUUCGGCGUGGUGAUCUGUGCUCUCGCUACUCUAGCUGCCAAAGGAGACAUGGUCUUCACGGCCAUCUUCAUCGGAGGAGUGGCUGCCAUGGCAGGAUACUGGAUCUCAGAGAAGGGUGACCGCGUGCUGGACGGCUUUCUUAAAGGACGCUAAUGAACCGGACGCUGAGAGACUUCAACAGGGUGAUGCCACUGAAACAUGAAGCUAUGGGUUUGGCGACCUCCAUGGAUCUGGGAAUGCAUGUCAAUCAGGGACGUUUAGCACUGGGCCGGAGUGGCAGCAGCAACACUGCUGUUUAAAGCUCUGUGGAUGAUGAUGAUGAUGAUCGGCUCAUUUAUAACACUGUGUUUCAACAGUUCAGCUGCUGCUGUAUUUAGGAGACUCACACAGUUAGUAGUGGAAAUGCUUGGCCAAACCCAAAGAGACAUACUGUACACAGCCCAUUCAGGCAGAGGUACUGUACAUACUGGUAUGGACAUGUUGGCAUUAUGCACAUUUAUACAUGGAUACUCUGUUCAUUAUUUCCUAAUCUGUCUAAAUGCAUAAAACAAUUUAUUUGAAAGAUUUCGGAAGUGACACAAAGGACGCUCCGAAAGUCAUGUUGUUUGGGCGUGAAUGCAUGAAUGCAGAGCUGUCACAGAAGACGUCUCUCAAACCAGGGCUGUGUGUGAAAGUAGGGUCUUGAAUACGUAUGGCAAAUCAAUUUCAACAGGGUCCCCACACUCUUUGAUCAGUGCAUUUCCAUUAACACUGGAUAAGGGUUUUUUUUAUAUUAGUUUGGGAGCUCUGUCUGCCUAGCACAACUAGAAAAUGUAUAUUGGUAAUAGAGAUGUCCGUGACUUAUAAGAUUUUAUUCAAUAUCAUGACCAGGAAUGCACUGAUGCAAAUUUUUCUAGGUUUUCUCUGGCUGUGGGACCCCUGUUUUAAAUAUGCAACCGGUAGAAUACAGUAAUGAAUGUGAUUCACUGUCUCACUGAGUGUACUUUACCUGCAGAUUCAACAUGUGUGGCCUUCCAGUCAUUUGUUUCACUGAAGUUUUUGGUUUCAGCACAGGUAGCUUUAAUGCAUUGAUAAUAUCAUGUCUGCAUGCUUUACCUUCUUCUUUAGAUGAAAAUGUGUAAAUGUGUCAUCUAUUUAUUUUGUUUGUCAUAUUUAUUAUGUCCAAUGUGAAUAUGCCCUAUAACGACAGACAGAGACGUGGGCAAGAUUUCUGCCAGCCUUAAUGUGAAUUAUGUUUUGAGUUGUCUUGUCACCUGUUGGUAGCAUGGAGGACAUUAUAAUUUCAUUAAAAACCCAUUUAAAUAA
This is a messenger RNA of Carassius gibelio (silver crucian carp), 2500 nucleotides long. Its product is annotated as protein disulfide isomerase Creld1-like. Bases 128 to 1348 code for a protein of 406 amino acids. The record is from RefSeq and is a predicted model, not a curated record. Gene Ontology annotation, molecular function: calcium ion binding. The transcript has 11 exons. NCBI's taxonomy places the organism in Eukaryota, Metazoa, Chordata, Actinopteri, Cypriniformes, Cyprinidae.